This is a messenger RNA of Diorhabda carinulata, 3684 nucleotides long. RefSeq names its product gamma-soluble NSF attachment protein-like. Bases 61 to 1068 code for a protein of 335 amino acids. Lineage: Eukaryota; Metazoa; Arthropoda; Insecta; Coleoptera; Chrysomelidae. The transcript has 8 exons. Gene Ontology annotation, biological process: intracellular protein transport. Gene Ontology annotation, molecular function: syntaxin binding; soluble NSF attachment protein activity. Gene Ontology annotation, cellular component: vacuolar membrane; SNARE complex. The record is from RefSeq and is a predicted model, not a curated record.
GUCAUAAUUCUAUUAAUGUCAAAACUAGACCUGUAAGAGAAUUUGUUUAAACAAAAAAUUAUGUCUUCAAAUAAGUCUUUAGAGAGUGGAUACGAACACGUUAAAAAUGCAGAAAAAAGUUUAAAAACAUCACUGUUAAAGUGGCGACCGGAUUAUGAAAAUGCUGCAGAAGAGUAUAAUAAAGCGGCUACUUGCUUCAGAAUUGCAAAAUCAUAUGAACAAUGUAGAGAUUGUUUACUUAAAGCUGUGGAUUGUUAUAAACAAAAUAAAGCAUUGUUUUAUGCUUCCAAAGCACUAGAUCAAUGUGUUUUAGUCAGCAAAGAAUUGGGUGAUAUUAGGGCAAUUCCAAUUUUUGCUGAAAGAGCAGCUAAUAUGUUUCAAACUCAUGGUAGUCCAGAAUCUGCUAUCUCAUCCUUGAGCAAGGCUGCUAAAAUAAUAGAACAAACACUACCGGCUGAUGCUCUUAGAUUAUAUCAACAUGCUAUAGAAAUUGCCACAAUUCAAGAUAAUGUAGGUGAUGCAGCAGAAUUUGCAAACAAGAUCGCAAGAUUACAUGUUAAAUUACAGCAAUAUGAUCUAGCAGCUGAUGCUAUAAGAAGAGAGCUAGGAUUACGUCAACAAUCAGAGUUAUUUGAUGCAACUGGCAGAUUGACUCUAUCUUUAGUUUUAGUACAAUUAACUCGUGGAGAUGUUGUUGCUGCAGAAAAAGCGUUCAAGGAAUGGGGUAAUAACUGUCAGAACCCAGAACUCUCCGUUUUGGAAAAUUUGUUACAAGCAUAUGAUGAAGAAGAUCCUGCUGCUGCCCAUAGGAUAUUGAAUUGUCCCUUAAUCAAGCACAUGGAUGUUGAAUAUGCUAUUUUAGCCAGAGAUAUGCCAUUACCAGAAGGUUUACGUCUCCAAUCAGCAGCCGAUAGAGAACAAUCCACUGCAACUGGUGAUUCCACAAAAGUACGAAAUGAUAUCACGGUAGAAAAUUCAGAUGUAUUUGUGGACAAUGCACAAUCCUCAGAAAGUACUCAAGAGAAAGAAGAAAAUGAAGAUGACGAAUUUGCUGGAGGAUUGUGUUAAGGAUUUCAAGACUUGGAUAAGAGUUACAUUAGAUUUUGAAUUUUCUUGUUGUUUAAUUCAAUAAUUUUCAUACAUUCCAUUGAAUAAAAUCAUGCUCAUUAAUGUAUAUAUAUAUAUAUAUAUAUAUAUAUAUAUAUAUAUAGGCAUUAAAUUUCAAAUUAAUAAGCUCCUCAAAUCUGCUGAUAAGUUAUUGGACAUAAUAUGUCUAGGUGUCAUUAUUAAUAAACGAGUCAAAUUGGGAAUUUAUACAUUCAGCCAACCAAUAAUCUCUUAUCAAUGCCCAGUACUUAAUUAAGACUCAAAUAUUAAUAUAUAAUAUGCAAUAAAUGUGUAUAUGCUUAUUAAAAUAUUUUAUUUUGUUGCUAUUAGAUUCUAGUGAUUAAUAUUAACAUAAAAAUUUGGUAAUUAUUUAGAUUAGGGGUGUUGUUUAAAUUUUAGACCAAUUUUUAACACAUCUUAAGUUUCUCUAUAAUGUAAUAAAAUUUUAACGAAAUUGGAGGGGUGUAACCUGAUCUAGAUAAUUACUAAAAAUUUUUAUUAAUGUUACCAUAAAUACUGUUAUCGCUCACAGUUUUUUCACGAUCAACGAAUCUUAUAAAUGUCCUUUUUGAUUCCUUAUUAGAUUGAAAUAUAUCUUUAUUUGUUUCAUUCAAUGGAUGAACUAUAUUGAACCGAACACCAAUCUAGGAUUGCAUUGACAAUGCUUAUUAUUUAUGCAUUCCUAUUUAUGAGAUUAAUGUAAACUGUAAGUCAUUAUAUUCUAAUUAAACUAUUGAUUAAAUGUAUGUUAAAUCGCCAGAGUCGAAAGUUUUACACCAUUUGUUAUGUUGCAAUUAACAUUAUUGACAGUACUUAUAGAGAUGAGUAUAUUAAUAUUAGAAACUCCAGUUACGGGUUUGUUAGUUAUAUUAUUAUGUAUUAGGGAUAUUGAAUAUUAAGGGGUACAUAAGUCAGUGUUUUUAUCCACUUAAGAUGUAACCUGUAACCCUGUAAAUGAAAUUAUUUGGUUAUUUUUAUAUUUUUCACUUGAUAUUUUUUUAGGACGCUACUGGUAAUUAAAAAGUCUAGUAAAUUAUUAACGGCCGGUUUCAUAAUACAUUUAGAAAGCUUUAAAUUUGAAGUUCUCAUUAAAUUAAGACGCGCGUUUCAUAAUUGCCAUUUAGCAUAAAUGUUAUUUCAAUUGGAAGUUUAAGUUAAGUCAGAAAUGAAAAUUUUGUUUGAAGACGAAACAUAUAUCAAAAGAUUUCGAAUAACUAAGCCCACAUUUACGGCAAUAUUGAAUCAAAUUCGGGAUGAAUCAUCAUUUUUUAAGAUAUAAUUUUCAUAUUUUUAGUUCACUAUAAUUUGGAAGCGAAAUUUUUCUAUUUGAAUUACAGUUGUUAAACACAUUGUGUAAAAAUAUUAAAAUUGAAAAUAAUAAUUGGACAUCAAUCAAACAUUUAAUAAUUACGAUUAAAAAUAAUUAUUGAUUAGAAUAAUUGAAAUGAAAAAUUGAAUUGAGGAAUUAAAUUGGCAAACCUGCACGCCACCAAAGAUAGAGCCAAAAUAAAUGUUUGUGAAAAAACAAAUACUCUUCUACGUUUCAUUUUGUUUCUAUUUUAAACAACAUAUAUUGGAAAAGUACAAAAUAUUGUCCGUAGUACCUAUAAAAAAAAUUUAAACUACUGCCAGACUUGCCAACCUUCUUUCAAUUCCAUUCUUUCAUUCCAAGGAGUCUUUAAUCUGAAGGAAUCUUUAAUUAGUGUCAAUUAGGGUGGGAUUAUGAAACCGGCCAUAACAAAGUGAAAAAUAAUAUAAGAUUUGAUUUUAUCUUCUUUAAUAUCUUUGCCAAUCAAUACCAUUAUUUAAAUAUUGAAGUGAUCGUGUGGAACCAUUUCUGUAUGUCUAAAUGACUUUCAUCUGCUUCGUCAUGUCCUUCUCAUUGUCAGGAAUGAUGUCCUCAAUGGCACAUUUUUUCUGUUUUACAACAGCCAGAAAUCAAUUGUGCUAAAUUUAGAAACGUGGAUGUAGAAUUGAGGAAGUGACUUAAGGCACGUUGAGUUGUCCUGAUAAUGUUUCUUUUUUUGGCAAACGUUUCAGUAUCUCCUUGUAAAAUUUGGGGUUGUUCCGUUUAAUAUAAAUUCUGAUGGAACUAUACCAUCAGAAUUGAUGUCCGUUUUUGGGCUUCUUUAGAAUGAGAUUUUCCAUUAAGAAUUUGUCUCAGGGUUAAAGACCUAAAUUUCAUCAUCAACAACAGUUUUGCCAAUAAAACUCUGCAUUAAAACGAUCUCCAAUUCCAUGCAAAUUGAAAAACGUCUUUCUUUUUGUUCUUCACCCAAAUUUGGCACUUAAUCAGCAUCAGAUAUUCAUAUUACAAGUUAUUAGUAAAUUGUUCAGAUCAAACCACCUAAUAAAAGGUUAAUCAAAUAUGCUGCAUUCUAAACCGCCUUUAGUUAAGCUACAAUGUAUUUUUUAUUUGAUAAUCAAACCUUUGUUAUUUGGUAAUUUCACAUCAUACAUUGUUUUAACUUAUUCUAGUCGAAUACCUUAUUAUGUAAAGUUAUUUAAUAUUGUUAUGAUAUGAAUGCUUAAUAAUUUUAAAACGUCAUUCAGAAAAUAAAUUAUUUAUUAUCAAAA